Molecule: messenger RNA, 8199 nt
Organism: Plasmodium cynomolgi strain B
Lineage: Eukaryota; Apicomplexa; Aconoidasida; Haemosporida; Plasmodiidae
Product: reticulocyte binding protein 2e
Exons: 2
Coding region: 1-8199 (2732 amino acids)
Source: RefSeq, a predicted model, not a curated record
AUGGAAAAGAACCUAUUUUUUGUGAUCUUUUGUAACCUUCUGUUUAUUCCUUCGGCAGCAUGUAAGGACAGUAACAGAAACCAACCUAACAGGCUAAAAAGGGAUUUCAGGCUAUCGCCAAUACAUGCCACUUCCAUGGAAAGUGACCAGUUUGAACAUGGCAGUGAAUUAAAUGGACAUGAACAAAAUAAUCGUAACAGUGACAAUGAUAACAGCAAUGACCACCCUAAUGAUGAUAGCAAAAUAAGAGGCGAAAACGUAAAUACGACUCAUUUACGAAAUAAUUCAUCCUUUAUAUCCUUAAAAAAUUAUAAAAUUGCAAGAAAACCAUCACGAUAUUCAUACCUAGAUAAGGACAAUACAUAUGCAGUUAAUACAAAAAAUAAUGAUAAAAAAAAUAUACAGAAAGAGAUUAAUACUAUUCCAAAUACGUUCAUACAACAAGCUCAAAGUAACACACAUGGAGCAGUUAUUAAUAUAGAUUAUGUUACUGUCUUCAAUGACGAUUUCAGAUUAAUUUCUUUAUUGCAUCCUUAUAAUCCUGAAAUUUAUGCUUUUAGAGAAAUGAAACAUUACUCAGAACAUAACGACGAAUUGAAGAGAGAAGUCAAAAAGGUUAUUGAUGUAGAAAUACAUCGCAUUGAGAAACUUAUAGCUAAUAGUAUGAAUAAAUGCUCAUAUCUAACAAAAGAAUUGAAUACUUUAGUAUAUCACCUAGAAAAUCCAGAAAAUCAUGAAAUUCGAGAAAGUGAAUACGCUGCUAAGAAGCAAAACUACAAAGACAAACUUAAUUCUUUAUAUACAUGCAUUAAAACAAAUUAUAACAGUAAUAAAAAAGAAAUACAAACUUCUAAGAGAAGAAUCUACCAUACUGUAGAUCAAGUAUCGUGCUACUGGUUUAACAUCUGUCCAACAGAUAUAUAUUAUAAUAUGGUUUCGACAGUUCGUUCAAUUCUUAAAAGGUUUAACGAUAGAUACUUUGCUUCAUUUAUAAAUAAAACUACGGAAAUACAAAUAUCUGGUGUAGAUACAAUAAAGAAAAUAAAAGGACAGUUAAAUAAAAGUCUUUCCUCUGAAACAACAGAAUUUAUAUUAGAAGAAGUUGAAUUUGUUGUAGAAGAUAUGAAUGUUCACUUAAGAAAAGUUAUUACUUCAAUUGAAGCUUCGUAUAAACUUUCUAAACAAUCAGUAUGGAGCAACUUCCAAAGAUAUACACUUCAAAAUGAAUUAUUCUUUUUAGCCUACGUUCACUCCACUUUUAAAAUUAGUUCUGGCUUUUUAAAAAAAUUGGAAAAUGUGACCGUCAGCAAAUUAGACAAACUUUAUCAUUCUUUUACAAAAUUCGAGGACGGUCUCAACAACAUAAUAAAUACUCUUAUGUCCUCUACAUAUUAUAUCUCAAGUAUUAAUUCUAUUCUGUCGGAUUCUCAAGAAAUUAUAAAAUCUGUAGAAACAUUACGCAGCUCUAGUUCCGAGCAGAUAAAAGAACAUAUACUUUAUUCGAAUCCCCAAAUAAAAGAGAUUAAGAAAAAUUUAGAUGAAGAAAUACUUAAAUUAGAAGGAUAUCUAAAAUAUGCAAAGGGGUUAAAUAAAGAAGUAAAUGAAACAUUUAAAUUAAAUAUAGCAGCAAGUAAUGAAAUAGAAAAGAAAAGAAACGAAACUACGAAAAACAUGUCUUCUCUAGAAAAAUGUAAGAUACUCCUAGAUAUUAUAGACAAAAUGAAAUCAAAUAAAUAUAAGAUAACCAAAAAUAGUGUAAAAAUAAAUGAAUAUUUAACAAGGAUUAAUACUACAAAAAGAAAUUAUGAACUUUCAGAGAAAAUUAUUAAUGAAUAUGUGCAAAAAAUUAAAGAAUUACUUGAAAAUGAAAAACAAUUUCAUUCCACGAAAGAAGAAAUAAAAAAGCAUUUGAAAUAUUUUCCUGAGACGUUGGAUAACAUAAAAAUGAUUUCCCAUAGGGACAAAAUAGAAAAAUAUAUUCUAAGCAUUGAAAAUUUGAUUAAAGACGCGCCCUAUGUUGCGGACGAAUUUACAACUGAAAAACGGAAUUGCAAAACAAAGCAAAAUCAAUCAUUGAUUCAUUUUAUAAAGAAAUUUACAAACAUUUGCAGACAAUUUAGCAGAAUUUUAUAUAGAACAUCAAGCCUUACACAAGGAAGAAAUACUAAAGAAGAAACUGAAAAAUUGUACGAAAAAACGAAAGAAAAAUAUCAACAACUUGUAGAUAUGAACUGCAAUGAUUUACCCGAAAUGUUAAAUAAUUUGAAUGAUGUGGUAAAUAGUCUCUCACAGCUAAAGAACAAAAUUAUACAAGAAAAUACUCAAAAUAUCAACAAAAAUAUGUCAAGUUCGUUGGACAAUCUAACUGAAGAAACUAACCGAUUAAAAAAUAGCCUGAAGGACUACGAGCAAAAUGCGGACAAACUGAAAACCUACAUAAAUAGCAUAAAUGAGAUGAAAGACAAAAUUCGCACUAAUUUAAUCGAAAAAAAUGAAGACAUUCCAGAAGGAAAAACCAUCUAUGAAGAAUAUACAAAGAAUAAGGGCGAUGUUACUAAUAAGGAAAACACACUAACUCACGAUAUUGACGUACUCAAAGAAAGUAUAAGAAAGGCUAACGAACAAAUUGAAACUUACAAGAACGUAAUGCAAAAGUUAGAAACACACAAUGGUGAGGAAUAUCAAGAAACUAAAACUUCUUUAGAAGAUUUUAAAACUAAAAUCGAAAAAUUAGAAUUGGAAAAACUUCAAGAUGAAUUCAGGGGUCACAAAGAAUCCGUUAGUAGUACCAUAAACCAAAUAGAAAAUACGAAAAAGAUUAUAGACACACUUAAGUCUUUAAAUAUUCUCACAAGGAACUCCAAAACAAACACACAAUCGAUCCUAAAAAUAAAAGAGAGCAAGAAUAAUUUAGUAAAAAAAAUAGAUAAUCAUAUUCAAACAUUAAAUAGUUACAAUAUAGUAGAAGAAAAAGAAAGAUCAUCCCUUUUGAAAACGUUAAAUGAAGAAAAAAAUAAUGUAGAAAGUAAAAUACCUGAUGCGUCAAUAUCUAAAUUAGAAGAAGAUGAAAAAGCUUUGCAGGAUUACUGUGAAAAUGAAAAGAGCAAUAUUGACAAACUCAUGGUAACCAAUUCGGGUGUUCUGGAAACACAUAAAACUCAGUGCCAUAACAGAGAACUAGAAAUAAACAAAUUCAACGCUAAUUAUCAAGUAUUAGAAAAAAAAAUAGAAGAGUUGGUAAAAGAUCAACAUAGCCAAAUUAUAAUAUUGGUUGAUAAACUCAUAACAACGAGGGAUACGGAGAUAAAUGAAAAAAUCGAGCUGAACCUAAAUUCUCUAAAGGGUAUGAAAACAAAAUUAGACGCUUUUAAUUUUGACGAAGAUGUUAAAAAUGACAUAAACGAUGCGGUUCAAAGCAAAAUAAGUGCUUUUAAAGAAAAUGUGAAAAAUACAUUGCAAAAUAUAGAUAAUGAAAUCGGAAAAAUAAACGGAAUUAAACAGAAAUACAAUGCAUAUAUGGAAGGAUUCAACAAAGAAAAAGAUAAAAACACCGAAUUCAAAGACAAAAAAGAGAACAUGGAAAAAAUUUAUGAACAAAUGAAAGAAAGCACACUCAACGAAAUAGACCAAGUAGAAAAAGAAAUCAGUAUAUUAAACCAAGUAAAAAAAAUCGAAAUGGAACACACAAGAAUUUUAAUUCAUCACGUUGUUCACAUGAUCGAUGAGGAAAGCAAAAAAGCUAAAUCGGUAAUGGAGGAUAUCAAAUCAUCUAAAAGCAAAAUUGAUGAAAUCAAAGUUGAAACUGAAGAAUUCAAACAGAAGAAUAUGAAUAAUUUUGAAUAUGCAAAAUAUUACAAUAUGGCUACACAGAGCAACACUAAAAUAAAUGAACUUUAUGAAAAUGCUACAAGGGAUAAGGAAACGGCUGACAAAAGUGAAGAUAUAAAAGUAAUAGAACUUAUCCAAAAAAAUAUUAAUGGCAAUCUGCAACAAAUCAAAGAACAAUAUAAUUCUAUGGAGGAAAUAAGAAAACAAAUUAAUAAUAUGAAAGGUUUACUAGCUUUGAGUAAUUCUAAUACGAUAGCUACAGAAAUAAUAAAUAAUACAAAAGACGCAUUAAGAUUUAAGCAGGAAGCGGAAAACGAACUUAAGAAAUCAAAAGAAUUAUUAAAAGAUGUAGAAGCUCAGGUAGCUAAGGUACAGGAACAUAAAGGAAAAAUUGUCAUAACCUUAGAAGAUGAACAAAUAAAUGCCCAAGUAAACGCGAUUGAACUAAUUAAGCAUGGAAUUGUGAAUAAAAAAAAAGAAAUGGAGUCCUAUUUAGACAAGAUAAAAGAAUAUAAAGACAAAUGCACAACCGAAAUCAGCAAUUCAAAUAGAGGAAAAAAUAAAAUUGAAUUCUUGAAAAAGGUUAACCACAGCAUGAGAAGCAGUUCGAAUAACGUUAACAUGGAUCAGAUAAACGAAAAUAUAGAAAAAACUCAACAAUAUUUAAAGGAUGUAGAAGAUCUAGAGAGACAAGCUACUGACAUUGUAAAUUUAUUCAUGAAGCAUGAAGAAACGAUCAAUAAUACUUUCCAGCAAUCUGAGAUUCUAGGAAUAGAAACUAAAUCGAAAAAAAAAUUCAACAAAGCAACAGAAAUAAUGAAAGAAAUUGAAAAACAGAAUUCUGAAAUUCAAACAAAAGUGAAUGAUUUCCAAGAAAAACUGAACAAGUUAAAGGAGCCCGAUAAUACCGACGACGCAGAAGAUGAGCUUAAUAAUGAGACGUCUGCCAAGGCAAAAGUACUUAUACAGACGAACCUAGAAAGAGUCCAAUAUAAUUUAUCCCAAGUUGCUGAUAUUAAGCAGGAAGGGGAUAACAUAUUUAAUAGAGCCACAGGCACGAUGAAUUCCGUAACAGACCCCUCUCAAAAUAAGGAUACUAAAACAUUAGACACGGUAAAAAGUGACGAAUCUAAAUAUAUACAGUGCUUAUCCCAAAUAACUGCAGAUAAAAACCUAAUCGUCGCAGAAAUGAAUAAGCUAAACGGCAUAAGUUCCAAUAUCGUAAGUAUAGAAAAGGAAUUGAAUGAAUCCAGAAAGAAUUACGAAAUUGGACUUCUGCAAAAGAUAGAUGAAGUAGGUAAAAGUAGGAAGACAAAUAUUGAUUUAAAAAAUGAGUCCAUAAAUUCAACGAUUAGCUACUUUUCUUCCCUGUUCAGUGGCCUAGAUUUAAAUCAAUACGACUUUAAGAAAAAUAUAGAUGAUUACCAAAAGAAGAUGAAAGAAAUACAUGGCAAAUUUGGCGAAUCGAUGAACAAAAUUGCUGAAAAUUUAAAAAAGGCGUCAGAGGAGAGCGCAAAUUAUACCUUAGCGAAUCAACUCAGACGAGAAGCUCAACAGGAAAAAGCCAAACUUAUAAAUAGCGAAGAAGAAGCAAGCAAAUACAUAGAAGAAAUUAAAAAAGUGGAAUCUAUCAGAUUUAUAAAUCACAUGAAAGAAAAUUUAAACGAAAUAAGCACAUCGAUCGAAAAAGAAAAAUUAAGAAUUAAUGAAGGAUGUGAAUACAUCAAACAGCUAGUUGAAGGUAUUAAAAACGCAGGUGAUGAACGCGAUGUAGCAGAAAAAUUAAAACAGGUGGAAGGAAAAAAUGCAGAAGUGCAGACAAGAAUGCACUCUACGUAUAAAAACUUGGCAAAAGAAAUGUUAGAACAUAUAACUACCUCUGCAAAUUUUAUGAAUAUUAAAAUAAUUCCAGAAUUGUCUCUAACCGAGGCACACGUAAACGAAGCAGUAGAAUUAAAAUUUCAACCGGAUGGUAAAGUAACCUUAGAAACAGGAAACAUCUCGAAAAGCGCAAACGAAUUGGAUGUCCAGAAAAAUAUACAGGAAGCUUACCAUCUCGCUUUGGAGAUAAACAAAUGUGCAAACGAAAUAGAAGCACAGCAAACGCAAAACAAACUCUUACUCCUCACAGUAAACGUACUAGAUUAUAAAAUUAAUUUCAUAAAUGAAUUAAAAGAUAAAGUAAAAAUUGCAAAGAAUAAUGAAAAUGCUGUAUCGGGUAAAAUAGUUAGCAUUUCUAGCAAGAUUGCAGAAUUAGACAAACUUUCAUGCAGUGGAAAAAGUUAUGAUAAUCUUUUUAGAAAAAACGAAGCAAACAGAAUUAAAAAAAAUAUACGUGAUUCCUUUAAUCAAGUAAAGAGAAACGCAGGUAUUGACUUGAAUUUGAAAAAUAUAAAUGAAGCUUUUGUCACUUCACAAACAUCCUUAAAAAAUGUUGAACAGGUAGUUGAAACUUUAAAAGCAAAUGAAAUCAAUGCUGAAAAUCUGCAAGACAAAAGUGCUCAGAUCGAAGCAGUACAUAACAAAAUAGUAAGCAUAGAGCAAAAUAUUGCAAGUCUAAAUACAUCCUUGGACAAUUUACUAAACAAGGGAAGAAAAUGCGAAAUAGAUAUGUACACAUCCUUGAGGGAUAGUGUUAAAAGCAAAAUAAGUGCAGACGAAGAAAUAAUCGAUAAUAUGCAGAAGUAUACUAGUCAAUAUUUGGCAUAUGUUGAAAAUAAUUAUAACGCCACACUGAAGGACAUCCUUACAUUAAAUGAACAUUUUGGAAACAAAAUGGUAACUGAUCACGCUGCGACUAAUUUUGAAAAAUCAAAUAAAUCCUCGGAAGCAUUAUCUACAACGGUCGAUCAAGCAAGGGUCACAAUAAACAAUAUAAAAAAUGCCCUCAUAGAAGUUAACGAAGAAACUGAAUUUACUUCGUUAGAAAACAGCGCAAAAGAAAUAGAAAAGCUUUACAAUAUAUUAAAUGAUAAAAAAAACGCAGUGAACGAAAUUUACAAAACAUCCACUUUAGUUAAAUCGAAAGAAAUGAAAUCAAAUGCUGCUAAAUAUAACGAUAUGGCUAAAAUAUUCAACAACGUGCUAGACGCCCAAAAAUCGAGAAUUACAAAUAACAAGAGUAAUGUAACCCGCAUUAAAGACACGAUAAAUACACAACUUUAUAAUUUAGAAGCCACGGACAGCACAUUUACAUUAGAAUCCAUAAAUGCUUUUCAUGAAUUAAGCGAUAACAUUAAAACGAAUAUAGAUGAAUUGGAAAAGCUAGAACAAACUAAUCGCCAAGAACAUAAUAAUGUGAAAACGCAUAAAGAACGAAUUGAACAUUUAAUAAACAGAAGAGACAGCCUGAAAAAUGCAGCAAAAGAAUACGAAGAAGAUGCAAAUUUAAAAAAAUUAAGAGGGGAAAUACCAAAUCAGGUAAUUAAUGACAUAAGAACUGCUAAUGAAGAACUUAAAAACUCAGAUGAGCUGUACAACAAAUUAAUGAAUAAUGUUGAAGAAAAUAAUGAAUUGUGUAAAAAUAACUAUACAGAAAAUUACGUUUCUCAAGUACUGCAAAAAAUCGAGGAUCUGAAAAAACGCUUCACACAAAAUUUACCAGAAAGGGAAAAAGUUUUACAAAUUGAGAGCAACUUUAAUGAUAUUAAAUCCAUAUUUGGUGAAAUAAAAACGUUUAAUAACGUAGAAGAAUUUGUAACGAACAUGUACAAACAAAUUGAUGGUGAAAAGGAAAGCGUAAAGAAUCAGACAGAUAUUGAAAAAAUAAAAUUGACAAUACAAAAUAUUACAAAUAAGAAUGAAGAAGUGAAAACUUAUUUAUCCAAAUUUACUAAUGCCCUAGAAAGAAUAAAUGUCAUGAAAAAAGAAAUAGACGAAUUAUUCAGCUUAUUACUACCCACAAAUAAUACGAAUGAAAACGAAAAUGCAAAAAGGUAUGUAAACGAUUCGGCAGAAAUCAUUAAUGAACUAAAUAGCCAUAUUUCUAAAAUAAUCAAACUAAAGAAUUAUGCUGAAGGCAUGAUAACCGAAUUAGAAGCAGUAUCUAAGUCAAUACGCCCACCUGCUAAUGACUCAAAGGAUGAGACGCAAAUGCUAUCAAACGAAACUGGCAGCACACAUUACGGCAAUUCACAGAGUGAUGGUCAUUCAAGGGCAAAAGAUGCAAGUGGAACAACUCGUCUGGCAGGAGGCUUUAUUAUUGGUUUGUCUGUCAUUUCUGGAGUUUUCCUAUUAAACCGUAAGAACAAUCCUGAUGAAGAAGAGGAACAACAUGAACACUCCUAUCAUGAAACGUUUGAGGGUAACAACGACUAUAAUGUGCAAGAUAAGGAAGAAGUCAUCGAAGUUUGUUUCAAUGACAGCGAUUAG